Molecule: messenger RNA, 1935 nt
Organism: Cladophialophora psammophila CBS 110553
Lineage: Eukaryota; Fungi; Ascomycota; Eurotiomycetes; Chaetothyriales; Herpotrichiellaceae
Exons: 2
Coding region: 1-1935 (644 amino acids)
Source: RefSeq, a predicted model, not a curated record
AUGUCCGACACUUGCAUUGUCUGUUUAGGAGACUUGAGCAGCGGCGAUGGCGAAGUUGCAGCUCCCCCUGCCAGCCCUGCCAAGUCUCCACCCACCGUUUAUGCCGCCGCCGACUCGAGGACAAUCGAUGCCGACCCUGAACCAAGUGCCACGACAUCAUCUGGCAAAGACGUGACCGAUCUAAUCGCCCAUUUGAGACCGUGUGGGCAUUACCUGCACAAUGAAUGUCUUACACCCUGGGUGGAAAGAGCUAACAGUUGUCCGAUCUGCCGUGCCAGUUUCCGUCUUGUUGAACUAAUGCGUUCAAUCAAUGGCGACGUCAUUUCUUCCUACUCGGUCGAAGAUCGAACGCAGGUCGCCGACUUAGAUCCUUCCAUGUUUCUCGAAAUCCCAGAAGAAGAGGAUGAGGACCAGCCCUGUCAAGCGUGCGGUGAAGAUGACAAUGAAGAUGUCCUGAUGUACUGUGAUGGCUGUCAGAAAUUGUGGCACACUUAUUGUGUCGAUCUGCAAGAGGUGCCUUACGGCCAUUGGUUUUGUGACAACUGCAGAGCACAACGAGAGCUUGAUCCUCGUGCAAUUGCUCGAUCGGGGCGACAAAACCGAAGACGCACGAGAGGUCAACAGCGCAGGCAACGAGGUCAAGAGUCAAGCUGGAACCAGGUUUGGCAGUCUGUUUGGUCACGCAUCAAUCUUGACCUUGACUUUCCCUAUGAAGAUGACGAAUCAUCAGCCAGAUAUCUGAGGCGCCAUCGUCAACGCAACCAGGCCGAUCGGCAGGCCCAUGAUGCCUGGUUGCGCCGAAUGCAGGUUGCAGAACUCCAUGGAGCUGGCAGUCGCUUCAGAGAGACUGAACCUGCACUUCCCAGCAGCCCUGGAGGCGAGUCCACACCAAGGAAUCGACGAGAGAGAGCAUCACCACGUCCACAAGCCGAGAGUGCUGAUGAACUCCUGGCAUGGCAUGCUUUUGAGCAAGCUCGAGCUUCGUCGAAUGAACCCAGCUCAACGCGGAAAAGAAAGCGGAAGUCCCCCACGUCAUCCCCAGCAGAGCCUGAAAAUGGAUCGUCGUCUGCGACUAAGCGACGACCACCGAGCGCGUCCAGCCGCACUGUCUCUGACGGUAAUACUCCUACCGUUAUCAACACUCGGCGUCGACAGCCUUCACGUAUUGCAAGCCCCAUUCCGAGACGGCAGCCUAACCUUGACCCAGCCGCCCCCAGCUUUCUACAAUCCCUUCUGCAAGAAGUCGAGGAUGCUAGUUCUAGCACGCAUAGCAUCAACCUCCACCGUCCUUCUCCCCGCCCUGCAGCAAGUCCACCAGCCGACCAAAACUCUCCGCGGCCCUCAUCACCUGCGUUGUCUCCUCUUCCCUCGAAUCAUUCUUCACCUAGGGCAAUGUCAGCUACUCCUCCUCCACCUCCUGCGCUCAGACCUGGCUCACCCGCUGGCUUGUCUUCGAGCAUACAGCCUGUCUUUCCAUCUACUGAAUACUCCCCUCCACGACCUACCUCGCCGGAACCGAAACAGACAGAGCCAAGUGCACCUCGGUUGAAUGGGCCGAGAGUCCCUCCGGUUCCUUCAACAUCGACACCAUUGGCACAGCCAAGACCUCGAAGUCGUGUACCGCGCAUCCUUGAGAACGGGCAGGAUUCUACCGCGAAGUCCCGCUCAACGGAGGCUUCCCCCAACCGCGCAACCAUGUCGUUGACUGCAAAAGCCGACGUGCAAAAGCUCGUUGCAAGCGCUCUCAAACCACACUAUAAUGACCAAACCAUUACGAAAGACGAAUACACGACGAUCAAUCGCGACAUAUCCCGAAUGCUGUAUGAUAGGAUUGGUGAUUUUGAGGCUCUUGAUGUGGAUGACAAGGCAAAGUGGGAGAAAAUCGCCGGCGACGAGGUCAACAAGGCCGUGAGCGCGCUCAGAGCUCAGGGUUGA